AUGCUUGCCAGCCCAGCAAUCACCCGGUAUGUAUGGCGGUUUCAAGAUUUCCACAGUAUUCCUUUGAGGCGAGCAUGUUUGCGUUGCUUAUCCCGUCGGCUUGGCUCAGAUGGCGGCAUGGAAGGUUACUCGCUUUUUGAACCGGCCGUUUCCCCGCAUCCCUGCCGCCUGGAACACGGACAGCCGAGCGCAGAUGGGACGAGCAGGGAGGGUGCUAUCGGCUUUGUGAAUACAUCCAAGGAUAUGAAUGUUUCCAUUCAUUCGGUGAGCGGGAGGAAGUUAAAGGUUCUGGUCAGGCCAGGGACUGCAGUCCUGGGCCUUAAGGCUGAAAUUGCGAGGCUCUGGCACAUUCCAGAGGUCUGUCAAAAUCUGCUUCUGGGAUCAAGGACCUUGCGCAACAAGGAUUUCCUCUCUGCGGAUCUGUCUCCAGGCGAGACAUGUUUGGAUCUGACGCUACUGAUCUCCGCUCCACCUUGCUGUACAUCAAGAAUUCUUCCUCCGUCUCGUGUCGUUUAUCUACAUGAUCCCUGCAAAGAGGGACGCAGGUCCGAUGGGCCUUCGCCGAACACGUCCGUGUUAGACGCUGACGUGACAAGCUGCGGCCUCUUAGAAGAGUUGGGAAGCAGACACCGUUCGCGAAAGGGGCGCUGCGUGUGCCAGCUUCCCAGCACAUGCCUACACUGCAAGCGCUUGUUGCUCUGUGUCGGAAAUGAAGUCGCGGCAGUCGUGAAGUUGCACCUUCACCGGAUGGCAAAGUCCUUUGCUGAAGCCCUGAAUUUUCUCGUCGAUGAGCACGGUCUAUGCCUUCAUCAAGUGGACGGUUGCUCGACAUCCUGCUUGUCACUGGAGGCAGAGUCUUUGCAGUCCUUCGACGGCAUCACAGCAGUUUUCCCGAAGGUCGCGGAGUUUUCCUACCGUGGCGAGUGGUCGGGGCGUGGGCGGCAAGGUGAUGCCCUGCGCAGCCUCCGAGCCUGGCGGUCCACUCUUCGGAGUCUUACGUUUGAAAUCCUGCCAGGUGAAAGAUCUUCCGGAGCGCUGCACCUGGGAAGCAUCGCCUUGCGAGGCUUCAGUGCCUUGGAAGAUGUCCGCUUACAUCUCCCAGCCGCCUCAAGGCGGCAUCUGGCUGCACUCUCCAACUUGACCGGCCUUCGGCAACUUAUAUUCUGGGGUACUGAUGAGAUCACUUCGGAUCGUGACCUUGUGGACAAGGCCUAUCGGACUUUGGACUUCUCUGGCUGUCGGUUGCUGAGGCUCCUUGCGUUCAGGUCCAUGGCUUUCUGUCUUCCUGAUGAGCAAGACCACCAUGGCUGCAUGGCACUCGCUCUGCCGUCAUCUUUGGAAGAGCUGGUGGUUGUCAACGACAUGGAUGCGCUGUCUGGCUUGACACCCAGGCUGCGUCGAGAUAUCUUGGGGCAGCCGUAUCGAUUGGCCGAGUAUGCCCCAGGGAGCAACUUCAGAACUGAAGACCGGCAAGCCUUAAAGCAAAUCAGCACGACAACCCAGACACCGAGACGAGUGUUGUGGGAGGUCGAUGCUACAUUCACAUUGCAGAGUCCUGAAGAGAUGGAAGCAGCACGGUCCUGUCGGCUGCAGAUGUUGGCUGACCAGGCCACGGAGCACCAUCGGAAGCAGAUUGGACUUCUAGCGAUGCUGGGCCUGAAGCCAUCAAGCGAUGCUCCUUUUCAUGAAGGCGAGAUGGUUUGGUACAUCAGCAUAUUAGGACAUCCCCUGCUGAGACGAUGCUCUGUUCGAAGGGUUGCACCGACCCCAAGGGACGGCAAUGACGAGUUUGCCUACGACAACAUCUACCUCACUUACUUGCUCGUGUCACGGGACGGGGACGAAACAGCCCCAACUGAGAUUGAAGCAGACCCGAUGUUCAUUUUUAGAUCGCAGCCGACGCCGUCCAUGUUCCCAGGCUACGAGAAGAUCGGAAGCUCCUGGCAAUGUGCAACCGGAUAUGCUGGACAGGCCCAUGUUCACUGUGUCAUCAAUGAGACGGAGGUCAUCAACGAAACUUGCGGUUCUUACAUGAUUCUGUCGGGCUGCAUGCAGAUCCAGCCUUGCCAGCCUCCUACUUACAUCGACAAGUGCAUGUACGAGGCCGUGAAUUGCGAGGAUUUGCCAUCGGGCAGCUCCUGUGCUAUCAUCUGCCGCUAUCCAUUCUAUAGCCCUGAUGUCUACGAAGAUGGCCUGUUCUGCCCACAGGACAAUGUGGACCCAUUAAAGGAGGUGGAAGUUCGUCAGAUCCCGACUUGUGAGCUCUUCUGUCCAAGCCCGCCACCACCGCCGGGCUACAUCAAGCUUCAUGACCUGUUGCUGGAAACUGAGAACGGCACGGAGAUCAACAGGGAUCCGGCCUACACCUGUGCACCUGGCUGGACUGGCGCACCAAAUCACACCUGCUCUGUAAACAGUACCACUUGUGCUGUUCCAGUGACAUUGCAGGGCUGCUUCCAGAUGCUGCCGUGCAUGCCUAUCGACCCUCGUUCCUUCGAUACAUGCACUUUCAACAUCACGGAGUGCGAAGAGAAGAGCCAGACGAACAUCGCGGAGUACACUGGCCCUGCACCGGGGACGAUAUGCCAGCUUUCGUGCAGAGAGCCGAUGCGAGGAGACGUCACGAAUGCCUCCUGUGUGGAGCGGAACAUCGAUCCAAGACGAAGAAUGGAGUACGACUUGCCUACGUGCAACAUGUAUUGCCCACCACCAGAGGUGAUACCAGAAGGUUACGUCCAUGUAGGUGCCGCAGCUGGCAAUGUUUCCAACAGUACAGUCCAGCUGCCUGACGGUGCGAAUGUGGCCAGCAUCGAGUACCGCUGCGCGCCUGGCUACGCUGGCCUGGCGCAGAUCUCCUGCCACUUGCAAGGAUCUUACAGCAGUGCCACCGGGACAGUGGAAUGUGUCACCGUGACAUCUUUCUCUGGCUGUGCGCCGUCGCAGCCAUGCGUGGCCCCAACGGUAGACUCCUGCCGCCAUGACGUCUCGGCCUGCCGGGACCUGCCUCCGGGGCAGAGCUGCAACGUGAGCUGCACUCCACCUUUGGUGGGUGGUCCGAGCACAUAUCACUGUCCGGCGGACAACGUGGAUUCGACGCAGCUCGUGUUGGGAGAGCUUCCUUCUUGCCGCUUCCCCUUCGGCUGCGAGGAGCCCGUGCCUCUGACCGAAGGCUACAACAAGGUGAACGGGAGCUACGAGUGUGCUGAAGGCUACAUCGGAGAGGCCGAGUGGGACUGCUAUCUCGCUCGGUUCUGUGCGCCGAUGCUCAUCCUAUCCGGCUGCCACGAGUUGGUGCCUUGUGCUUUGCCAGCUCAAGAGGAUCAGAUCUGUGGCCUGAACUACUCCGCAUGUACCGGGACCGGCCCUGGACAGAUGUGCCGAGUCCCCUGCUUGGCCGGCUACGUGGAAAACACCUCCUACGUGUGGGAGGAGGAUGAGGUUGAGAUGGAAGAAGAGUCGCUGAGCAACAUCUCCAUGGCGGGUCUCCCCGACAAUUCCACGGAGCCCAGCUGCCCCGUAGGCAAUAUUGACCCCACGAAAGUCAUCGACUUCGAGCGAAUCCGCUGCGAAUUCCAGGUCUGCAUCGACCCGCAUCCUGCACCACUGGGCUACACGAAGCUAACAGAUGGGACAUGGACCUGUCAGCGGGGAUACGUUGGAGAAGUCGUCACGGAGUGCCACGUGUGCAAUGCGUCCCUGACUUUGUCAGGAUGCAUGCCAGUUAUGCCAUGUGUGGCGCCGGUACUCCCGGAUGAUCAGUGCAUGCUGGACCUCUCGAACUGCACGUUCCUGAACCCCGGAGACAGCUGUGAGAUUGCCUGCCAGUGGCCGUUUACCGGCUCGCUGCCUUCGUAUGGAAUUUGUCCUUCAGACAACACGGAUCCUACCUUUGAGUUCAACUUCACCAUGCCGCACUGCGAGCUGACAUGCCAUUCUCCGGAUCCUGUCCCCGAAGGCUACGUGUUGGCCGAGUCUGGCGAAUGGCAAUGUGCGGAAAGCUACAGCGGCAAAGCGGAAUAUCACUGCGAAUUGAUGUCGGAAUGCUGGUCGAUGGCAUCACUCUCUGGUUGCUAUGCCCCUCUGGCCUGCGACGUGCCUACCCUGGCGUUCUGCACGCACGUUGAGAUUGGCUGCAAUGGCUCCCUGCCUGCUGGCCAGGAGUGCAACUUCACCUGCAUUCCGCCGUUCGUUGGUGAAAUGGAAGUAGCCCACUGCCCUCAUGACAACCAGGACGCGGCUGGUGGCCUGGUAUGGUCGCUCCCGCGGUGCAUUAUGCCCUUCUGCGACGAGCCAAUCGGGGAAGGAUACCAGCGGACCACCUCUGGCUGGCAUUGCGCUCCUGGCUAUGCCGGCACCGUGAGGUCGAGCUGCGAUUCUUCUUGGGAUUGCUGCGAGGUUCAUCUGUCUCUGGAAGGCUGCAAUCCCAUCUUGGGAUGUGCCGUGCCAACAGAAUACGACGAGUGCGAGUUGGACUUCUCUGACUGUGUGAACAUCUCUUCCGGGGAAAGCUGCGAGGUGGCCUGUCGUGAGCCACAUCUCGGACUGCCCACCGUCGCUGAGUGCCCGGAGGAGAACACAGAGCCGGGGCGAAGGAUUGACUGGACACCACCACGUUGUCAGAUCCCCUCUUGUCCGGCGCCGGAGCCCAUGCCACCGGGCUAUGACUACGACAACGAGACCCGGACCUACACUUGCGCGGACGGUGGGAGCCUCAUGGUAAUUGCAUGUGGGAAGACACUUGCCAGCUUCGUUUUCGUUGCUUUGCUUGGCACUCAGGUUAUGGCGGCCGGCCUAGUGUCGCCUGUCGUGCGGGUGCACCCCCAGGGUGCGAGGUGGUGGCAGAUUCCAAGCUGCAGAGAGCGAGAGCCGAGAGCCCCGAAGUUUCUUUGUGUUGGCUGA
Messenger RNA from Symbiodinium sp. CCMP2592, 4899 nucleotides. The record is from the annotation of a GenBank genome assembly. NCBI's taxonomy places the organism in Eukaryota, Dinophyceae, Suessiales, Symbiodiniaceae.